UAAUAAUAAUAAUAAUAAUAAUAAUAAUAACAACAACAACAUCAAAAAUACCUCAGGGAUGAGAACACAGAUACGACAUUUCCCUAAGACCCCUGAUGAAGGCUGCAGCGUGUAUCAGCCGAAACGUUGCGUUAACAACAAAGGAGAUGAGGACAAAUAUCCGUCAAAUAUUAAAAAAAUGUAAAUAACGUACAUAAUUCCCUUCUCCUAAAUAUAGAUCAGAAAAUUCUUUUGAUACGUAUAUAAUAAUGCGCCCACCUACGUCAUACACCGUAUAUAUGAACAUACAUAUUUUCAAUGUCCUAAUUAUAUUGAUUGAAAAUAGAAUUACUGUUUAAAAAAUAAAUAAUCUAACAUAAAAAAAAACACAUACAUCCGUAGAACUAUAUAGAAUAGCAACAACAUAAAAACAAACCCUCAUACGUCACAAAUAACGAAUGCUUACAUCGUUUUAGAAACUAAAGCUGCAAAAUUUGAUUAGUCUUCCCUUGCAUGUAUUAAAUCCUUACAUGAGCAUAUUUUCCACUAAACAGGAUUCAAUCAAGAUGAAAACCAUCUUUCUUUUGUUAGCUCUUUUUGUUAUUGGGAUCACAGCGGAUGGUAGCUGCCCCGAAAAAGCCAAGGAUAUGUGCUCAAAAUCUAUGGAUAUGUCACCCGAGGAAGACGACGAGAAUUCGUACUGCAAGCGUGUUGAAUAUUUUUCUUCCUGUUUAGCAAAAGUAAACCAUGGCUGUUCGGAUUACUUCGAUAGGAUUUAUGUACUACUCUGCCAAGGGAAUUCGACCGAUAGCCUGCAUGGCAUAAUGAAAUCUCACAUCAUCAUAUUAAUGGUAUCUAUUAUAUCUGCGUUGGUGUGAAGAAAGAGAAAUUCAACUAAGAAAAUAUUUGACGUCAGGUUCCAGUCAGUAAUUCGUCUAGAGACUGUCUCUAUGCAGUAUAUUCUGAAUACAUGCAGAAAUAAAUAUUUCUUGAUGCAAUUGCUUA
Molecule: messenger RNA, 984 nt
Organism: Octopus sinensis (East Asian common octopus)
Lineage: Eukaryota; Metazoa; Mollusca; Cephalopoda; Octopoda; Octopodidae
Exons: 5
Coding region: 510-857 (115 amino acids)
Source: RefSeq, a predicted model, not a curated record